CGAACACCACAGAGCAUAUAUACCCUCAGCUGCACAAAUUUUCCAACUACUCCAACCACCAGAAGCUCAUCGCUCACCAACAAUUCACCCUUUUCGAGUACAAACAAGCGUAUAAACAAGCAAUAAGAGAUGGCUCCACAGACGGUGCUGUGUAUCGGAAUGGCCGGGUCCGGAAAGACCACGUUCAUGCAACGGUUGAACUCCCAUUUGCACUCCAAGAAGCAGGUUCCAUACGUUAUAAACUUGGACCCAGCAGUGCUGAAGAUUCCGUUUGGUGCCAACAUUGACAUCCGGGACUCCAUCAAGUAUAAGAAGGUGAUGGAGAACUAUAACUUGGGUCCGAAUGGUGCGAUUGUGACCUCUUUGAACCUGUUCUCCACCAAGAUUGACCAGGUGAUUCAGAUUGUUGAGAAGAAGUCUUCUCAAUAUGAGAAGGUGAUAGUCGACACGCCAGGACAGAUCGAAUGCUUCAUAUGGUCAGCGUCCGGUGCCAUCAUAACAGAGGCCUUUGCAUCGUCUUUCCCGACGGUGAUUGCAUACAUUGUUGAUACUCCGAGAAACACGUCGCCAACCACCUUCAUGUCCAAUAUGCUGUACGCAUGCUCGAUCCUUUAUAAGACGAAAUUACCAAUGAUCAUCGUGUUUAACAAGACAGACGUCACGAAGGCUGACUUUGCCAAGGAGUGGAUGACGGAUUUCGAAUCGUUCCAGGCGGCUCUGAGAGAACAGGAGGCCAAUGAAACGGAUGGAAGUGGCUACAUGAACUCGUUGGUCAACUCCAUGUCUUUGAUGCUGGAGGAGUUCUACUCCCAGCUGGAUAUCGUUGGUGUAUCGAGUUUCACAGGAGAGGGAUUCGACGAGUUCCUGGAUGCUGUGGACAACAAGGUGACGGAGUACAACGAGUAUUACAUGGCUGAAAGGGAAAGAAUCUUGAAAGAGAAGGCUGAGAAGGAGAAGAAGCGUAAGGAGAAGAGCUUGAACAGCAUGAUGAAAGAUAUGGGCCUGGACGAGGCCAAGAAGGACGAAGUUGACGUUAUCUCAGACACAGAGUCGAUAGAGGAAGGCGAGAACGACGGAUUGGUGCUACGUGAUGAAGAUGAAGGCAUCGAGGCUGAUAGAGAGUACACAUUCCCAGAAGAUCGACAGUCAGGGGAGAUCAACGAUAGAUCCAGCGAGGCUCUACAGCAGAGAUACCAGGAUGCCUAUGAACAGACUGCAAAGAGUGCGUCGAGCCAGACCGCGGAGAACAUAGCGAGAUACAUCAACCAAACUCAAUGAAUCUAUUAGUAUUAUAUACGGCC
Molecule: messenger RNA, 1301 nt
Organism: Williopsis jadinii
Lineage: Eukaryota; Fungi; Ascomycota; Saccharomycetes; Phaffomycetales; Wickerhamomycetaceae
Gene: NPA3
Product: GTPase NPA3
Exons: 1
Coding region: 130-1278 (382 amino acids)
Molecular function (GO): GTPase activity
Source: RefSeq, a predicted model, not a curated record